This is a messenger RNA of Porites lobata, 18255 nucleotides long. NCBI's taxonomy places the organism in Eukaryota, Metazoa, Cnidaria, Anthozoa, Scleractinia, Poritidae. The record is from the annotation of a GenBank genome assembly.
AUGGUGGAGCCUACUGGCUCGGAAAAAGCUAGCAGCAUUGUAUUUCAGUUGCAUCUGGAGGGAAGUGAAACUUCGCAGAUGAGCCAGAGAAAUUCAAGUAAGCCCAUCUGCGUGUUCUGGCCUGCCUGUCGUGUCACACUUCGAAACUAAACUGUAAUUGGCAUUGUUUUGGUUGUACAUAUUCCUACCGAAAAUGCUUUCCAUUGUAUUGUUUCAGUGGCAACAGCAAAUGACUCGCGGAACGGCGAGGGAGAAGUACUCACCGAAAUACAGUUUUCGCGCCUUGAAGCACUCGACCCACAGAAACGUGAACUUCUAGAGGCGAGAUUUCACACUCCUCGGGUGCGUUAAAAUAAAUUAACCUUAAAUGUUUCAUGGUGGAUAUUUGCCUCGUGGUUUUAAAAUAAUUAGGUAUUUCAUAGCUGCUUUUCUCUGAUUAUAAAUGGACGCCAUUUUGUUUGCUUUUAGUCAUUGAUUUAUAUCUUGGCAUGGUGGUUAUAAGCUUCAGUAAUAAGCUUUAAAUUUUUAUUAGUAUUUCUUGCAAUUGAUGUAAUGUAUAUUAAUUUUAGGGGAGUGCCUGGUAGCUUAUAAGGUAACCAGAUUGGAAGGUGUGAGGGGUGGGGAGGGUAGCCUGACAGCUCAAAUAGAUGUCAGCAGAAAAAAAAAACAAAGCGAGGGUGGGGUAGGGGUGAGAGCAAAGGAACACCUGUAAGACUUUUUAACAAAAGCUUGUUCUGGUAUACCAGAUUCUGGUAUACCCUAUGAUUGGUCUAUUUUGACAGCUCUUGUCAGCAGAAAGAGGUUCAUUGCAUUGAUUGGAAAUGUGAUGCUCUAGCAAUUAGGUUACACAUCAUGUUAUCUUGGAAGUGUGGUGAAGUGAUUCGAAAUAAGCAACACGGUUAAUGUGGAAGAUCAUCCCUGAAGAACAGGAGAAAUUGUUCUCAGGCUGGAUCUCGUCAAGAGAAAGCAAGCCUUCUAAAUUUUACCAUUUUUGUUGGCUUUUAAGCAAGGUUUUUCCUUUCAGAUAUCUUCAGGAAUAUUAAAUAUGCGCAUGAACCAUCUUUUGAUAAGAGUCUUUGUUUAGCCUGCGAAUACAGCCGUUUCACUUUGGCCUUGUUCUUCUCCACUGGGGAUGUUUUGUUUGAAAACAGUCAUAUUUUUUUAAAAUUCAGUAAUCAGUGCAGUAUGUCGCUUGUUGCUUGAUUGACAACUAUUAACACUGGAAACUAUGCUCAGAUUAUUAGCCGACAAAGUGGGUGGAAUGACCUUUUGAAAACAAAUCUCACAGGCGUUCCCGGACUCAUCUCUCCCUUUCCUCCCUCUUUUCCUCCUAGUUAUUUUUUUUCUUGCUCUUUUCCAUUGCACUGCACUCCACUGUCCGAACGGUGUUACCCAAUACUGCAAUACCAUAAGAAAAAGUGGCAAAUACCAAAAUACCGUGCAGAAAAUCGGCGAAGUACCGAUACCACAUUUAUGAUCGGUCACCUCGCGUGUCUAGUUAUUGCAAGCAUGGUAUGCACCAGUAAUCAACCUCUGCCCUUGCGAGAAAACUUGUGAAGACCUUGUAUUGAUUGGUAUAAGUAUCUAAAAGCCUGAUCAUUGGGUGGCCUUGGAUGCUGUACCAAUUUCAUCAUAGAUUAACUGUCAGAAAUUUUGUAAUCAUUUACCAUUAAGUCUUAAGUCUUAAAAAUAUUGACCUGCAUUAGACAGGAGAGUGCAAAUGACCAGUACUGCGAUACUGUGAAGGAUCUCCUUUCACCGAAUACCAUCACUGGCCAAAAGGAUGAAAAACCGCAUCCUGCAGGGCUAGAUGAUACCAAAAUAAUGCUUGAAAAAAAGCUCAAUGCCGCAAUACCUUAAACCCCCAUGUCCCCCUCGGUGGGGGGUAGGGCCGUGGUUGCAUGGGGGAAAAAGAGAUACACUGUAGGAGGACUGGAAAGAGGAAAACAGGGGGUUUUUCCCUCCCUAACAUUCGCCCUGUUUGAGUUAGACCCACUGAUUUGUUUAUAUCAUGAUUAGGGUUGGGCACAGCCUGCAGACACAGACGUAUUUCCAGUUGUUGCUUCUCUCCACCGGAAAAGUAACUUGCGUUACUUUUCAGAUGGAGAGAAGUGACGACCAGAAAUACAUCUGUGUCUGCAGGCCUGAUGAUAGUGAUUAAGGUUAAGCACUGACAAUAGUGAUUAGGGUUAUUAAGCUCUGACUUAUAAUGGUUAGUUUGUCUUUACCAAAAGAGCACACUUUUAAUUAAUAAGAAAGAUGUUGCUUCCAUCACUGUGUCAGCAGGUCACUUCUUCUUUACACACUGUAUUUUUACCAAGUUUGUCUACCACAAAAUUGUCUUUGUUAUUGAUUUCUUGUAAUGAUGAGGUUAUGUUUUUGUUAUUUUAUUCCUCAGAGUAUAAAUCAAGAUUCUCAGCAUAGUAAUGCAAGUAUUUCCUCAACUGGAAGCGAUAAAGAGUUGGAGGUAUACAACAAGUCAUGCAAUCAUCUAAGCAGCCACUGUCAAUAAUUCCUAAUACGGUCUUCAGCAAAGACAUUUUUGAGCAACACAUCAUCCAGAAGUGGGCGUUUUGCAUUCUUGGGUUGGGGUUUGACACCUAAUUUUGGCAGAUCCUCUCUAUAAGAGCUAAGACACUUUCCAGUAGCAAUGACAAUUCUGUAGUGUUGUAAAAGGGAAUUCAAAGGACCUACUUGUAACUUCCAGUUGACAUGCCUCUCGAAAAACAUCUUUGCUGAAGCUCUAUGAUGAAUUUUCUCCAUGCUGAUUCAAUUAAAAUCAGCAAUUUUCAUUUCAUAAUUCAAGAGUCAUUCAAUAAUGACAUCCUUUGGACAUAAUUAAUUAUUUUUAUGAUGCUUAGAGUCUAGUUUUCAAUUUAUUGUGGGGGUCAUACACAUACAACACAAACUACUAGGAUUGCCAGAGCCUGUAAAGAUUAUGUUCAUUCUCAUGAUAGACCAAUUUCAAUGUAUUAAAAUUGGUAUUUGGCUUCGUUAUUCGCUAUUCUUUUGUUUUCUCUCCCCAAGCGUAGUAGCCAAGUAUGAAUUUUACACAGUAACAUAUCGAAAUUGGUCUAUUACUGGACAGUUUUCACAUUAUUUGAUGCAUGGCAGUCUUUUAUGAGACCCAUUUUACAUAAUCAGAAAAAGUAUUGUCGUAAUGACUCAACAAACUGUUGUACAUUGUAUAAUCCUCUUGUUAGAGCAUCACACCCAGUCAGAGAAGUGAAAAGCACUCGGGACGAAAACGAAAAGCAGCCCAGGAUGGAGACUCUCCAAGUACUGAUAAUAAUUUGAUUUAUUCAUAGAUGUAAUGAUUCUGAUCAUGAAUACUUUAAAAGCUUUGGACUUCUACCAGUGACUAUAGUGACUAAUAGAAAUAAACAAUGAGAACAACGCAACUACAUACAGUUGUCGAAAAAGAAGCAUUGUUUAUAAUAAGAAUUAAUAGACUGCUCUGUACAGAGCUUGCAUUAAUUUUUGAUAACUCAAGUCGAGUUACAUGUGUACAGUACAGUGGCUGUAUGUAUUAUUUAUAUAUCACUGAAAGGUUUUAUUCACAGGCAAGUUUACAGACGGUGCCCUAUAACUACAUGUACAUUUAGGAGGAUUUGAAAUAUGUUAUAGUACCCCAUCAAUAAAUUAUCAUAACUUAAGUUGGAAAUUUUUGUUACCGUAUUUAUUCGACUAUAAGCCGAUCUCGGCUAUAAGCCGAGACCCCAAACUUUGAACGUGUAGACUCGGCAUAACGAGAACCAAAAAUAAAUCGAAAACACCCGGCUAUAAGCCGAGACCCAUUCAUUAUUACAAGACUGAAUUGGUAACUACGGGAAAACCUAACAUUUUCGGAAAAAAUCACAGUGAUUGUCAUAAAUGAGGCUUAGACGAUAACACACACGCGCGUAUACAAGAGAUGCAAUGAUGAUUUAUUAUGCAAACAGCUUCCCUCUUAGAAAGCACACGCGAAUUAAUAAAUACUAUUAGUAUUAACCGUAAGUAACUAUUCAAUUGAAAAGCAAUGAAUCAUAACUCAGAUGAAUUAAUGUGAUCCAAAAAAUGAAUUUAAAACUAACUGUGUUGUUAAGCGGCAUCACCAGUACCUAGACAUCCGUAGCGUCUAUCAAACAAUCUCGUGUUCGCAAUCGUUUAUUUCAAGUCAAGUUGUCAUCAUGCCCAAAGCUCGUUGCACGUCAUACAACCUCGCGCUUAAACUUACAAUAGUCGCCGAAGCAGAAGCUGUUGAAAAUAACUCUGAAAUCGCCAGAGAAUAUGGCAUCAGUGAGUCCAUGGUCCGUCGCUGGAGGAAAGAUCAAGCGAACCUUUAUAACGGCGAGAUUAAAUUAUCAGCGAAACGGAAGACGGUGGGAUGCUUCACGCCGAAUAUCCGGAGCUCGAUCAAAGAAUACUGGAAUGGUUUACAGAGCGGAGAACCCAAGGUAAGUUUUUUGUCGAGCAUUGAUUUUGUAUCUUAAAACAACAGAAACAAGAUCACGAAAUAAAUCAAUCAGCUGAUUGCAGAGUGAGUAUGUGUUGUUGAAUGUGUGACUCUCAAAACUAUCGUAGUAUCAUGUGACAACAUUGUGUAUGAAAGACUCUCAUUGGCCAGUUUUCACAAAUGUCAAAACAAAUUCAAGACGUGUCAAAUUUUUAACCUUUCGAUCGUUUCGUAACCUUCUCUGAGUUCUCACUUCGUUUUGCAUAGGAAUAGCUGUUAGCGGAUUGAUGCUACGUCUAAAGGCAAAGGAAUUCAGCGAGGAUCCCGAGUUUAAAGCGUCCCUCGGCUGGUACCAGAAAUGGAAGCGCCGCCAUUCCGUCAGCCUUCGCACCAAAACAACACUCGCUCAGCGUCUCCCUGAAGAUUUGGAGCAGCAAACAGUCAAAUUCCAUCGAUUUGUAAUCACAUCCCGUCAGCGUCACGGUUAUUCCCUAUCAAGAAUCUUUAUCUUUUCUGUGAAAACACAUUAAAUUUAACAAACGGCUCCUUUAGGAGCCACCACAUUCUUAAAAGUUAAUAACCAACGAUUGCAUAUUGUGUUUCUUUACUUUAGCUCGGCUUAUACGUAAAUACAUCUCGAUUUAGUAGAGUUUCCAUGCGCCGGAAAAAUUUUUUUUUCAAAAACUUUCGGCUAUAAGCCGAGACCCCCUCUAGAGCCCAAAUUUUAAUUCACUUCAGUUUUAAUUUGUGUAAAAAUCGCUCGGCUUAUAGUCGAAUAAAUACGGUACAUAAUGUUUUUUAAAUCAUUUUUUUUUUAAGGUGUUCUGAGUAAGAGUGGACGCUCUGAAGCAAAAAUUACAGAGUACUUUAAGGUAUACUUUCUUUUCAAAAAUUUUUCACAAUGGAUGUCAGUGUCUUUUUAGUUCUUACGUUGUACAUGUAAUAACACUCAGUACAAUUACGUUUCCUUCAGAGAAACUACUCGAACUCUCCUUUUUUUAUUUUUCUGUUACAGAAUGAUGCUUCUGCUUCACGCAAAAGCCCUCUGAAUCUAAUGCCAUCAUUUACAUCCCAGGUAACAAUUUUGCAUGUGAAUCAUGCUUUUUUGUUAUUUCUUGGCUGUCACUGCAUGAGUAUGACAUAAAAAUCUCUAAUUUUUUUGUUUUAUGGAAAACGUAAAACAGCAGCAAUAAAAUUUUCUUUCUUUUUCUGAACAUGAAUAAUGGUUCUUAGAAACUGAAUUCCAAGAGAGUUUGCCUACAUUAAUGGCAAAGCAAGUAAGUCGGAAUAAUCGCGAUGAAGAUUAAAAAAAUGUGAAUUUACUUUUGGGCAACAUUUUUGCUGCUGUUCCCAUCCUUGGAUCUUAACCCUUAAAGUCCUAAUAUCCACAUACAAAUUCUCCAAACUGAUCUCCAUACAUUUCCUUAAAGAACUAGUUGAGAGAAUUUGAUAAAAGAUCAAGGCAUUUUCCUUUUGGUGAUCAUUUUAUUAAUUCUCAUAACUUUAUCUCUUGACAAUGUAUGGAUAUUAUUAGGAGAAAAUUGCUAUUGGUCACUAUUGGCACUUAAAGGGUUAACAAAGGUUCCCAAUGAGUUUUAGGGAUGGUUCAUUGCUGGCAACUCCUUUAUUUUGCAUUUUAGUUUCAUGCAGACAGUAGUUCCACUUUACCAUAUCCACUAAAAGCUCCGCUGGCUCCUGAACUGGAAUCAGAUGGGUCUGAUGGUGUCGAUUCAGCUGGAAUAUUCGUUCAUGAGUCAACACAGGUUCGUUAUUUAUGUUUUUAAUAUUGGAGAUUUUGCUACAUGUUUCUGUAAUUCACUCUAUGCAUGAUUAUCAAAGUUGCACUACAAUGCCUUCAAAACCUAAAAAUGUGAGUAGAAAUGUCAUUACAACUCAGAAUGCACAAACAAAAUGCAGCAAAUGGUAAAGUCCAAUUUUCACAAUAAAAGGGAUAAGUGCCCUCUGGCAAAAAUGUUCCCUUUUGAAGCCAUUCUUGUAAGUUACUCUAGUCAGAUCAUGACUCUUUCCUAUCAAAACCACAACUUCACUCUCACAGUCAAAGGUAUGAUUUACGAAUGUUAAAUUGGUGGUUGAAUUAAGCACAUGUAUAUGGAAUGUAUUUCAUUUGUGCCUCUCGUGUGAGAUUUUGCAUGUACUAGCAAAACAAUGAUCAAACAUGAUGAUGAAAAAUAUUAAUACAGUGAUUUUGUUACCUCUUCGUCCUGCAUCCUUGAUUGAUAAAAAUCCCCCAAAAUGCACAAACGUAUAUGGCAGCAUCCCAUGUAGGACAAAAAGAUCAAUUGAUCGAUCUGAAGAUGUUUUUUGUAGGAUAUCCUGUUCAUGUGAUUUCUGUGGCUAUUCUCUUGGCCAUUGUUGAAUGAUGCAUAAUUCUUUAAGACUUUGUUGUGCUUUACAAAAAAAUAUCUGUUAUCUGUCUGGUCACAUAAAAGGCCAAGGCAUUAAUUGCAAGUUAGGACUUCCUGUUUUUUGAACUGGGACUCAUUGGUUCUGGACUAGGACUCAAAAUUUUUCACAAGAUGAGUCCCAGGACUCACUAUAAAUGUAACUAUUUGUAGCAAAAUCACUGAUAAAAUUAAAUUACUAUUUAACAAUAAUAAUUUUGCUGAUUACAACAUGUAAAAGGUUAACCCAUUCGCUCCUGGAGAUUUUGCCGAAAAACGCAUUUUGAAGCUAGUCGAGUGGUUUUCUGGUCACUGUCUUGCUAUAAAGAGCUAAAACUUACCACAAACCGGUUUACAGGUCGUACACUUGGCGGCCUUCUGAUCCAGAUGCAAAAUAUAGCUUGCGAAGUUCGGGCAUGCGCAGAAAACAAAAUUUCGACUUAGUUUUUGGGUUUAAAAGUGACACAGCAGUCUUGACUUUUACUUUUCGCUUUCUCUCCUCCCUUCUUUUUUCGCUUUUCUUGCCUCAUUUUUUUUUUCUCUUGCUGGGCAUUUAGUAGGCUUCAUUUUGGUGGGAAGAGUUUUUAGGAAAGCUUUUAGGAUCUUAGGAUUAGGUGAAAGGAAAGGUAGGUGGGUAAUGGAACAAGAUUUUCAUGGAGAUUUUCAGGUCCUUGUCACGUGGUUUUUUGCUUCUUUCUCCGGUGUGCUUGACUGAAUUGUGCUCAUUCUGGUAUGGUUUGAAAGAUCUCUUCACUCUGCACAAGUUAGCGAAGAAAGUUGUCCUUGACCGUUAAAACUGAUGACGUCACAAAGGGUAGAAAUGACCUGGAUCCGCACGGGCGGUUACGGGCGGUUCAGGGGCGAAUGGGUUAAUGAUGAUAUUGAUCUUGGUAUCAAUUAUUAUCAUCAUCAUCAUGACGGACAUUCAUAGAGAUUUCUUCCCAAACGCCAAGAUUUGCCAUCGCUGUACUCAGGUCCCUGGUAUCAAUGAAACUAAGGAUGAUGAUGAUGAUGAUGAUGAUAUUAAUGGGAACAGCAAGUCAAAUUGAAACUGCAGUAAUUAUAAAUUAAAGCUACAUAGAUAUACAGGUAUUGACAUCAUUAGUUGGGGCCUUCACCUAGCUGUGCCGCCAAAGCCACUAUCGAGCAUGUAUUCUCAGAUUCCAUACCCUGGCUAUCCCUGCACCUGAUGAACAAGUCAUCGUCAUUUUUUUAUGAAAUAUUAUUACCAUAACAUUAUUAUCAUAGGUAAAAAAGGUACCAACAGUACAACUACAUGUAGAGAGAAUGCAGUAAAGAAUGAGUAAACACUUUUGUAUAGAAAUUUAUUUCUUGAUGUUGUGGUAAUAUUUUUAUUGUGUUUAAAAGGAUUUUUGUAAGAAUUAUUACCUUUUAUAGUAAUUUAAUUUGUCUUUUUUUUUUGCAGACAAUAUUGACAACUGAAAGUCUUCGGGUUAGUUUUUUCUUUUUUAUUAUCAUGUACAUGACUGAUUGCUAUGAAUUUCCUUACACGUGUUGAGAAUUCCUUUACAAUGUGGUUUACUAGAAUUGAGGGUUAGGAUCCGUUCAGCUCAUUGUGAUCAGAAAACAGUAAAUUAAAAUAAUUAAGACAGUAGUGAAAGGACUACUUGCCAAGUUCUAAGAGCUUACAAUGGUAUUUGGUAAUGUUAUUGUUUCCUUGCAGGAAAUGGAGACCUUUUUGUCAACAGGGGUGGCCUCUUCCCAACAGAAGGAAAGCAAAAUUGAAGAGCUUAAAGGGGUAACCUGAACUAUGAAAUAUUAUUAUAUUAUGUUAUAUAUUAUAUUAUGUUUCACUUAUUAAUUUUGCUCUUCUUAUUUGACCCUCUGACAUAUACAUGUACAGGUGUAUUGAAGUACAUAAUUAUAGUACGAUGUAUUUUUACACCUCCCACCUUCCAAGACUUACAUUGUAUUUACAGCUGUAAAUGAUAAUAUCAGAAAGCAGUCCUGCUUUACACAAUGUACAGGUUUCUUUUAUUAUGUUACAGAUGAUUUGCUUUGUUUUGUUUUUCUUAAGCUUGUCGAGGACUACAAAAAACAAGUUGAAGUUCAACAGGUGAGCAGUUAGAUAAAAUAUGAGUGGCAGAUUGGUUUCAAGAAUAACGGACGCUCUUUAAACUGACAUUAUACAUCUCGCUUUGACUCUGAAGAUGACUACCACACAGGUUGAUUAACCAUCCUGGAUCAGUCCACACCAAGUUGUGAUUGAUUAACACAGUCUAUCAUUUAUUAGUGAAGAAUAAUGAGGGGGAUGGGAGGGGGGCUUAAAAGAGAAGGGGGAAGGGGCUUAUUAACUUUCUUCCCCUGAAAAGGGGGGCUUAUUAAAGAGAGGGGCCUUCAUUGAGAGUGGGGCAGGGGCUUAAUAGAGGAUUUAUGGUAAUUGGGAUAAUUUGGCCACGGGAACGAAAACGUGCCUGAGUGAAUAAUUAUCUGAGGGAACUCUUUCCAAUGAGCUGCGAAAGCAACCCCAAUAGAUCUCAAAGAAGUAUUUUGAAUAUUGAAAUAUUACUUGUUCCAAAAACAGAAUGCUACAAAGAUUUGAUUUCGUACAGGGGAGCAUAAAAGUGGAACUCUCUGCCUCAGAACUUGAAAUUAGUUUAAUCUAAGAGCGUUUUUAAAAGGAACCUGUUGGUGGCUGUCAAAUCAUCACUAAAUCCAUAAAUUUCCUUUAAUUCAAAUUCUAAGUAUUUUUAAUUACUGGCAGCUGGUAGAGAUUAAUUUUGUAAACAUAAUUUUUGUACUUUAAUGGUCACUCUAAAUAAACCUUUACAUACAAUACGGCUUUCUUGUAAAGAAGUUCUUAGCUUAUCAAAACUACCAUAUUGAAACAAAAGUCAUUCAUUCAUUCAUUCAUAUUCCACCUACUCAUUUACAUUUUUUUGUUUGAGGACUUUUAAUCAGUUUUACAAGACAUUAUUAUCAGUGAUGGCGUUCAAAUGAUGCAGUUGUUCAGUACAAAAAUAUAACACUUAUUUGGGCCAGCCAAAAAGUAUACAUGAUUGGGUAUUUUUUUGGUCACAUUAUAUUUGUGGUUACUGAAAAGUCUACUGCUCUGUUUAUCAUUCUCAACCUCUAGAAAGCUGUUGCCAAAGCAAAAGAAAGCCUUGAAAAAUGUUUAGCCAUCAACAAGAAACUACUUAUAACAUCUGUAAGUCAUCGAAAUUUAUAUUCAGUAGAGGCUUUUGCAGUGACAAUAAUAUUAUGUUAUUAAGCGUGUCCCAUUUUUUUUUUACGAACAGUCUACUCUUGAAAAAAAGGCUGGGCGAGAAAGAUGUAUGAAGAACAGACUGCGACUUGGACAGUUUGUUCCUGUCAGGUAAUGAUUAAUUAACUUUACAGUAGGAGUUUUUAAGACAGAAUCCACCAGGAAAUUGAGUAAUUUUAAUUCUCAGUGGAGAAAAACCUUGUACCAGAAUAAUUUAAAGAAUAUUGCAUUCUUUUUUACAUUUUUCAAGGCCUAAAGAUGUAAUUAAUCACCUGUAAUAACAUCAAAGAAAAUUUAUCAUGGGAGUCCGAGAAAAUGAAUGUCAAAUUUCACAAGAAUUGUGAAAACACUGGUAAAAUUCUGAAAAUAUCAUGUGAAAGAUGUACAUGUAAUUAUGAAAUUUGACAUUCAUUUUCUCAGGCUCCCAUAAAUUUUCUUUGGUGUUAUUACAGAUGACUAAUACAUCUUUAACCCUUGAAAAAUUCAAAAAAGAAAGCAGUAUUUAAAUUAAAUUAUUCUGGUACAAGGUUUUUGUCUUCCAUCGAGCUAGUGUGGCGCAGUGGUGAGCACACUCUCCUCCCACCAAUGUGGCCCAGGUUCCAAUCCUGGCAUUGAUGCCAUAAUGUCAGUUGAGUUUGUGGUUGGUUCUCUCCCUUGCUCUGAGAGGUGUUUCUCUGGAUACUAAAGAACUCGUAAGUGCUUUUUUAUGGGUAAACAAAUAACAAUAAUUACAAUUACAGUUAACAGUUUGUAAUUCUUUUUCAGCUGAUUGAUCGUUGCAGACCGAAGUCACUUAUGUUUAACUUUCCUUUUACAGGCAAGGAGUAUCAUUUGUGGAAACAUGGGUUGAAGGACAUGCCUUCAAGGAUCUUGCUGGGUAAUAAUCUUAUUUUUAUCUUUGUUUAUUUCUUUUUGCUAUAAAAUUACAGAAGUAAACAUUGUCACUGUUCACAUAAAGGUUCAAACUAACAAUUCUUCAAAUUCACAAAUGAAACAGUUGUUAAAUAGUAAAAUAUGCUUACAACAAUGGUGACCCUAAGAAAGGGAAAAGUAUGCAUAAAAUCCAGUUUUUGAGUUGCAGAAUAAAUGUUUCAUUUUCAUCACAUGAGCCUAUCAAUUUCCUGAUCAGUGGAACAGGUGUACCAAAGAAAGAAAGAAUUAAAAAAUUGUAGUUAAUAGUGCAUUUUGUUCAAAUUCGAAAAUUAUUUUGCAGAAGUUGAAUUGGUAAUGUAUACUUUCAUUUAACAAAAUAGAAAUGUAAAGGUUAUGGGCACUUCAAGAUUACACCAUUUCACCAAGCCCAUGUAAUGCAUUAUACUUGUAAUUUUUCUUUGUAAUUUUUUUAUUGCUGUAGCUCAAAACGAAGUUUAGGCUUAAACUAUUUCAACGUAUGAGGUAGAAAAAACAACUUUUUCAACGAGCUAAUACACACAACUUCACUGUCUUUUCAUCAAAACGUUGUAUCAAAAAAGAUUGAUUGCCCAAAGGAAACGCAAAGAAUAUUUGUUGAUUAUGUACAUGUAUUUUACUUGUAUGUGUAUUUAUCUAUGUUUUAGGCAACAAGAGAGAAUAAAUCAACAAAGGGAAGAGUUAGAAAAACAAAAGAAAACUUUGGCAAAGAAAAAGCCACCCUCUAACACUGCAAGUGAGUCAUUCAUUUAAUUGAAAUAUCACAUCAAGCACGAGGUGUUAGGUGAAGGACAACCAAGUUCAACUUGAUAAUGGUUAUGAUGAUCAAGGAGACACAAGGGGGGGGGUUACUCUGGCUUUGAUCCUCCCUCCCUUGUCAGUGGCCAGCUAACAGUACAAUUCCAAAAAUACUUAUUGCAGUGGAACCCUCGAUUUAACAAACCUCUAUAAAAUGAAUUCCUUAGAAUAACGAAUGAUUUUCUUCAGCUCAGCCAAAAUUACAAAAAAUGUAUGGAACAAAACCUUGAUAUAACGAACCUUGAUUUAACAUAAUCCUCGUUAUAACAAACACAAUCCGGAAACGUGAACGCAAAAUAAACCUCGAUCUUACAAAUAAAUGUCAACAUGUGACCGAUAGCUAAAAAUCCAAAGAGGAUAAAAUUUAUGUGUACAGUAGUUUUAAGCAGUUUUGUUUGCCUGUUCUUUUGUUUCUAGUGCCUUAGGUAUGUACAGCUCUGAACUGAGACCAAAGCUUCGUACACAAAUUUAUUACUAUUGUUUAUUACAAAAAUUGUUCAGAUCCGGAAAUGCUGGGCAUUGGAAAUUAAUCAUUAACCAUACCUCGAUAUAAUAAACGUUUUGCUUGUUUUGACAAAAAUUCUUGAAAUUGAGGUUUUCAAUAUAACAAGCCCUCGAUAUAACAAGCAAAUUUUCCCAGUCCCUUGGCACUUCGUUGAAUCGAGGUUCCAGUGUAUGAGGCUGUGUACAGAGGCUUGGGUGUGCUCUGACCUUGUCCCCCUCGGCCCCCCCCCCCCCCUUCCAUCAGUACAUGUUACAUGUACCACCAUCCAUCAUCACUGUCACUCAUUAUUUGCAAAUGCAUACAUCUACAUUUAAGAAGCUUGUGUAUUAAAGCAGACAUCAAGGUACAGAAAAGAAAUAAUAUUGUAUUUUGUUUCUCUAUUGAUUAUACUAAUAGCCCUUUUCCACAUUAUUGUGAACACAUGCACCAUCUGUGGGCUUGGGUUGAUAAUAAAAAAAAUGAAAAUACAGAGAUUUGUAAAUAUCAAAUUAUUUGAUAAUUCUAAUAAUUAAUUAAUAUUUCUUUUAUUUCCAGGUACAAAAGAAAAAAAGCUUCCAAGGACAAGCAGUGGAGAGAGUGAUCAGUUUGCAAGACCAGGCUCACCAGUGUAUGUACUUGAGCAAGUACAUGUAUCACAACAUGAAAAAAAGAAAAACAAUCUCUAUUUAAUUUUACCCUACACUGUAGUAGGACAGAACAAUUAUUAAAUCACUGAAAUAAAUCAAAUCAAAUAAACAAGGUUAAGAACCCAAUUAGCAAGUGGCAAACCUUAUGGCUAUGUAUUGUACAAGUGUGUUUGGGGAGUUAAGCUUGGGCUUUAGAGGAGCAAAUCCAGUCCAGUGCUUGGAAUGAAGCCAAAAACUUGAUCAACUCAAAUGCGAGAAUGCCUGUUUUUUUUCCUAGUUGUAUUUUAAAUCAAGAAGAACUCAGGGUUCCUACAAGGUCUUAAAUUCUUGAAAAAAAUUUCUUACAUGUGCGUGUCUGCAUUGCACCAUGGUUACUGUACAUUUGCAUUGCAUCACGAAAAAAGCUUGGUUCUUGCCUUUUUCAAGGUCUCUAUUGAUGACCUAUUUGGUAACCUUGAGUCAGAAAAAAUAGGCUAUUGUUUUGGGAAAAGUCUGGAAAAAGUCUGGAAUUUUGGAUCCAAAAAUCUGUACCAACCCAGAGAACUGCAUAUUAAAAAGUUGCAAACAGUAGGUAGUUUGAUGCUGUUACUUUCCUGCCACUAUAUUCAGGUGUGCUAAAGAGUAUUACAUAAAAAAAUAUAUAUAUUAAUCUUCUCUAACAAGUUAAUUUUAUGACUGUGUGUACUGUUAAAACAGCCUGUCACCAAUGGAAUACCAUGAGAGAGAAGAAAUUUUAAAACUCAGAGCUUUGGGUUUGAAAAAGGUAUGUAGAUUAAUUAAUUCACAAGUAUGUUGCAUGGCUUGAAUUGCUUGUGAAAGCUGCUUUUUUAAGCUUGUUGUAUUUCAUGAGCCCAGACACCAUGCUAGAGAAGCUGCCCAGUUCUUUAAUAAUUGUGAUAUCCUGUUUUCUUGUUUUCACUGACAAGUUACACGUUAUCACUUCAGCCAGGCUUUUCUGUGGCCUUUGGUUGCUUUGAAAUACUGUGCAAACAUGUAUUCUUAAUUUUUGGCCCUCUUAGAGCACCUGUGGUAGGAGGUUAGAAAAAUUGACCAAAAAAAAGCAAAAGAAAAAAAUAGCAAAAGUGUGGUACAGAAGGACGCUGUUAGUAUGACAGUAUACUUUUUAUGACUUUCAAUCAAGAGCAUUAUUAUUUGACAUCAGAUUGUUUUCUGAACUGUAUAUUGGGAGCGGAGCUGCCAGCAUGAAUGUCAGGGUAUCAUGCGAGCAUCUUGGCAGCAGGGCAGUCGUCAUUAGCUGGGAAAGCUUGCCACCUAAAUACUCACGCAAUACCCCAAAAAAGUGAGCUUGCUCACGGGUUACAUAAAAUUGUUAUUACCUAAUUAAUGGUCAUAUGCUGAGGUUGCACUGACUAUGCACUUACCAUGAACAAUAAUAAUGCCACGGAUGUUUCAUUUGAAUGGAUGCCUCACAAAAUCAUUUUUGUUCGUGGACUCAAAGACGUUGAAUUGUGUAUUUUUGAAAUAAAAUAAAUCGCACUUUUAUGUGAACCAAUCUCAGAACAUAGUGGCUGCGGGUCAUAUUUAGAAACUUUUGUUACCUUGAAUUAUCCCCAGGAGGAGACAGAUGUUCAAACGGAAUUAGAAAAAUUAGACAGGGAAAGAAUGCUGCAUAUACGAGAGUUAAAGAGGACACAAAAUGAAGAUAGCUCGAAGUAAGUCUCAUUUAGUGCAUGCAGCUUUAUCGACUUUGAUGUGCUGUUCCUGUUAAGUUACUGUAACUUGUAUGUAUUACAAAAUUACUUUUACUGUAGCGUGGAACUUGGCUUUAGCCAGGUAGACAGUUUUUGGCCAAAACUCCAUAACUUUGAUUACUGGUACAUGUAGCUGUCUUUUCGCUAACAUCCCUUGUUACUGCAUUCGCUUUUCAGAUUUAAAGAUCACCCCACUCUAAACAAGCGAUAUCUGUUAUUAAAUCUGCUGGGCAAAGGAGGCUUCAGUGAAGUUUAUAAGGUGAAUUAUGAAGUUAUGAAUAUAUGAAAAUCAUACAUGAGAACUUCUGGGAGAAGAAUUAUUUGAAAGAAGAUCAUCGCAGUUGUAGACACAACUUUUACAGUUGCGAAAAGAAAGCCUGAAAAAAAUUAAGGCUUGUAUGGGAUUCGAACCCUCCUGACCCUCGUCCUCCGCGAUACCGGUGCAGCGCUCUUACCAAUUGAGCUAACAAGCCAACCGGAAUCCCGUACAAACCUGAAGAAGGUUAAGCCCUUUCCCGAUAGCAAAAUGAUAAAACGUCUUACAUUUGAUAACUUGUUCCCACCACUACGACAUUUUCGCUCAAAAUCCUAGUAGAAUGACGACGGCUACCACGUUUUCCCGCCAGAGUGACGUUAGUUCACGCUAGAGCACUACUACUUAGUACUGAGAAAAUCUCUAAAGCUCUCUUAUAUCAUAAGGGGAGAUUAGAUUCGUUUGAUUGUUAGAGCUAAGAGGCCGGGGUAUCAACGGCUCAACGGGUGCUUUCAUUCUUCGUUUUUAUUUAUCUUCCUUCUUAUAUUUUGAAUUAUUUUAGGGUUAUGACUUGUUAGAACACAGAUAUGUGGCCUGCAAAAUACAUCAACUCAGUAAUGACUGGAAAGAAGACAGAAAAGCAAAUUAUAUCAAGUACGUCUGCCUUUACUUUGGUUCACACUGUAGUUCCCAAACCUUUUUCUCUUUGUCUUUUAUUCUCUAUUUACACCCCUUCUCUUAUUCCUCUUUUCCCUUUGAUCAUGUCUACCUCUUGUUUUUUCUCUUGUUACAGGCAUGCGUUGCGGGAGUACAAUAUUCACAAGACUCUGGAUCACCCUGUGAGUGGCUCUCUUGAUUACCGCAUUGACUAUCAAUACUGAUUAGGGUUAAGCCCUGAGAGUAGUGAUUAGGGUUAAGCACUGACUCGAAAAACGGUUAGCUUUUAUCAAGGGUUAGGGUUGAUGCUAUAUACUUCCAACUUAAAGCACUUCUUCCCAGAAAAUCUUUGGUAGUCUAGUGGUUUGGGUGGUAGACUGCAGAUCCGAUGCUCCGGCAUCGAAUCCUGCUGGUGCCAUCAUGAAAUUUUAUUCCCUAAACCAUUGAAGAGACUUAGACUUUCAUGAACAUUUUAUCAAGCAGAAAUUUCAAGAGACAGAAAUUUUAUGUAGGAAAAGGGAAGUGUCUUGUGAGAGCCACUGAGGGGAAAAUGUCAUUUUAGAGUAUGGACAGGUUAACAGACGGCUUAGAGGACGAGAUUUGACUGAUAGUCUUUUUUUUUCCCGAGUAUUCUAAAAAAAAGACCCUCCGGAAAGCCUCAUUCCAGAAAAGUUAACACGGUUAUUUUAUUCGAAGGAGGUUAAAGGGAACCUCCACUUCAACAAACAGAUAACUUUAAAUCACAGGAAAUAACUGUUACAGUCAAGUCAAUCUAAAAUAUUUUUUUUAAAGAAAGCGUUUGUAUUCGAAAGAAAUAACUUUUAGAUUCGCUUAUUUUUGUUUUCAAAUUUUGCGGGCGUCGCCAUCUUGAAUAAUUGUGAAGUGUUACGGUUGCCCUAUUGUUAUUAAACAAAAGCUCUUUGUGUCAGAACAAUAGAGCAACCGUAACACCUCACAAUUAUUCAAGAUGGCGGCGCCCGCGAAAUUUGAAAGUGAAAAUAAGCGAUUUUAAAAUUCACUUUUCCUGAUAUAAACACUUUUUUUAAGGACAAAUUUCGAACAAAUUUGUUUAUCAACAUAAUUUUAUUCGAUUUAAACUUAUUCUGUAGUAAGAGUGGAGGUUCCCUUUAAUGAGCCCUCUCCUGAUCGCAAAGUGACAAAACGUUUAAUAUUUAAUUACUUGUUUCCGCCUCUACGACAUUCUCGCUUAAACCCCGUAGCAGAAUGACGGAAGUACAGUUGAGAAGAAUACCGGUAGUUGUUCCUGGUCACAAUCGACUUAGUUCUCGUGCGAUAAAUUCAUCGACAGUAAUGUAGUUAUUGUUGUGUUCGAGGUACGAGAACGCAACCCCUAAUUUGUGUUGGGCUUUCUGUGCAUUAUUGGGUGUCCUGUGCAAUUAAUAAGGGAGGUUUUUUUGAGAUUGCAUUUUCGUCGUCGACACACAUUUGCCUCGCUUUGAGGCGCUUGCUUUCGUUUUGCCUCACUUUGACGCGCUAGCUCACGUGGUGAUUCUUGUGUCCUCAGCGUUCAUCUUUCAAAGGUUUGCUAAGGUCUGAUAUUCUGUCUUCGUAAAGCGUUCAUCUUUUAAAAAGUUUGCUGAAUCUUCGUAAAGCGUACAUCGAUCUGUGUUUGCUGAAUCGUCCAAAGCGUUCAUCUUUCAGAAGUUUGCUGUUAAAUUUUACUUUGGAUUAAGCCUUCAUAUUUUUCAGCAUGGUUCGUCACUGUCUUUGGAAAAUGUCUGCGACUCCUGGUGCAUGCAUCAAACCGGGUUUAGUUUGGCGGCCGUUGUGCCACAAAGUAAAUUUACCGAGUUGUGUAGCUCGGUGGCGCCAUUUGAUCAUGACUUGUGAUAUUUUCGGCACCGGACAAGCGAACGAACACUUUAACUCUAUGUUAUUUAUUAGAAAAAACUUAUAAAACAACCCACAGUAGCGCCACUCUCGAGUCACUGAAAUCAACACGCUCGACCAAAUUACUGGAAAAGUUAUUGACGUGAGCGGCACACACAUUCCAUUGAAGGCUUUGACAGGGUUAGUGCGAAGUUUGAAUUCAGAUGUGAACGCUUUUAAAACAGUAAAUUCAAUUUAAUUCAUUUUGUCAACAAGUUUGUGAUUGGAUGCUCUUAAACAUAAAACAGAGAAAAUUAUCCCAAGAAAUGUUUUCGAAGAAAGAAAAAGAAUCCCGGGUUAAGCACUAAUCGGCCUUUGAGCAACUGCGCCCUGUAAUAGCGCCAGUAAAACAAAAUGUUCUAUUUACACGCCCGACGCACUCUGGCCAAUGUCUCCUCCGAUUACAAGCGCUUGACACCGAACCAUACGAUAUCUUUUCAAACCCUUCUUAUAAUCAUGAUACACAGUUUAAGUAGAGGGUUUGCUGUACGCAACCGUUCAAUAUAAGCCAUAAUCAUUUAUCUAUAUCGCAACCAAACAAACAUAUCGAACACACUCUUCUAAGCUCCGAGUACUCCUAGUAUAUAGUCAUAAUUAUUGCCUAUCACAAAAAAAAAGUUAUGAUCUCGUUAGUUUUGUAAGAGGUGGUUUAAAACGAUGUUAAAUCUCAGAAAGUUCUGUUUAAAACGUUCCCUAUAACAGGUCUUGUACAUCGCAGCUAUGAUCAGCAAUGACGUGUUUUUGCUUGAUCUGUCAGGUUUUGUACAGUUCUUGAGUACUGCGAUGGCAAUGAUUUGGAUUUCCUUUUGAAACAACACAAAACGGUACCAGAGAGAGAAGUA